UGCCGAUCACCCCUACCUCGCUCGGUCAGCGCACGCUUCACUCAUUCCACCACCAUCCACGGCGAACCACCAUGAGCUCUGAACAGGCCCCGCUCUUCCGCGUCGUGACCAAGCCACGCAAAGCCAAAACCAGCUCCAAAACAUUGCUCUAUGCUGUCGGCGCGCUAGGCGCGUUGGCGACGGUGGCGACUGUCUUGACGCACGAGACUGCGCGCGUGGCUCAAGUUCCAAGCGUGCAAUUGGCGCUCGUGAACAACACUGUGUUCUGUGACACCACCAAGCAAGAGUCAGGGUACAUUCAGCUCCCACACAAGGUGAAUGACAACUACUUUUAUUGGUUCUUCGAGUCUCGGUCGAACCCGGAGAAGGACCCGCUUGUGCUGUGGCUCACGGGCGGCCCUGGCUCGUCGUCGAUCUUUGCCCUCUUGACUGAAAACGGCCCGUGCACAAUUGACGCCAACCUGAACACAGUCUUGAACCCACACUCGUGGACGAACCACGCCAACGUGAUUUGGCUGGAUCAACCAACGGACGUUGGCUUUUCGUACGGCGACAACAAGGACGACGACCACAACGAAGUUGAUGUCGGGCGCAACAUCUACGCAUUCCUUCAGGGAUUCCUGAAGAAGCACCCCCAGUUCAAGUCCCAUCCGUUCUUUAUCACUGGCGAGAGCUAUGGCGGGCACUACGUCCCGUCGGCGGCGUACUACAUAGUGAAUCAAGUGCCUGGGCAAGGGGAAGUCAAGAUCAACUUGAAGGGUAUCUCUGUUGGCAAUGGCCUCACCGACAGCGUCAUCCAAAUCCCGUACACGGCGGAUAUGGUCGACAACGCGUACAACAUCACGUUGGUGGCCCCGGACAAAGUGCCAGCGCUCAAGGCUGCCGCCGAGGCAGUCGGGAAGCUCGUCCGAGCGUGCCAGACCACAAAGAACGAAAACCAAACGUGUGUGCAGGCUCAGGAGAACUGGUACAACCUCGUCGUGGCGCCGCUCACGGAAACCUCCAAGCGAAACCCAUACGACAUCCGUGAGGACUGCACGAACGGGUGCAUCGACUACAUGCGGUACGGCGAGCGCUUCCUCAACUCGCCAGUCGUCCAGGCGAAGUUGCACGUCAACAAGAUGUGGGUCGAGUCCACGUGGCGCGUGUACCAGGACUUUUCCGUCGACUUUAUGAAGAGCUAUGCCCAAUAUGUGCCCAACUUGUUGGCGAGUGGGGUGCGCGUCCUCAUCUACGCCGGCGAUGCCGACUUGAUGUGCAAUUGGAUGGGGAACGAAGCGUGGACCAAGAAGCUCGAGUGGCCAGGAAAAGCUGCGUACAACGAGGCUCGCGUCAAGCCCUUCAUGGUCAAGGGAAAGAAGGCCGGCGAAGUUCGAUCGAGCCACGACUUGACCUUUGUCCGCGUCUACAACGCAGGACACAUGGUCCCGAUGGAUCAGCCAGAGGUGUCGCUGGCGCUCAUCAACCGUUUUUUCAACCAUGUUCCGUUGGACAGGGACUUAGUUCAUCGCAAUUAGAGCUUUGCCGUGGUCUGGCAGAGUCAUGUAACGCGCUCCUAUUUCGGC
This is a messenger RNA of Aphanomyces invadans, 1565 nucleotides long. RefSeq lists its product as hypothetical. Gene Ontology annotation, biological process: proteolysis. NCBI's taxonomy places the organism in Eukaryota, Oomycota, Saprolegniomycetes, Saprolegniales, Verrucalvaceae. The transcript has a single exon. Gene Ontology annotation, molecular function: serine-type carboxypeptidase activity. Bases 72 to 1517 code for a protein of 481 amino acids. The record is from RefSeq and is a predicted model, not a curated record.